AUGUACAUUGAUGUCCAGGCUUGGAUUCAACUACAGUGGACUGACACCAGACUCUCGUGGGAUCCGGAACUCUAUGGUGUCAGGGAAAUCGCAUUGUCCCAGGACCUUAUAUGGAAACCGGACAUCGUGCUCCACAACAGUGGAGACGGCGGCAUAUUGGAAUGCAAGAUGAAACUUGGAUCCUGGGUUUACAACAUCCAACAGUUCGACCUUCAGUGUGAGUCGGGUGGUGACGCGGCUGUUAUAUCCUUCUACGGACAGAACCCCACGUGGGAGAUACUCAACUCUACUGCCACACGCAAUGUACUCUACCACCAAUGCUGUCCAGAAGGAUACGCGGAUAUCACGUACACGUUCAGAUUUCGAGAGAGGCAGCAUUGA
Molecule: messenger RNA, 381 nt
Organism: Gigantopelta aegis
Lineage: Eukaryota; Metazoa; Mollusca; Gastropoda; Neomphalida; Peltospiridae
Product: neuronal acetylcholine receptor subunit alpha-10-like
Exons: 2
Coding region: 1-381 (126 amino acids)
Biological process (GO): monoatomic ion transmembrane transport
Cellular component (GO): membrane
Molecular function (GO): transmembrane signaling receptor activity; extracellular ligand-gated monoatomic ion channel activity
Source: RefSeq, a predicted model, not a curated record